Molecule: messenger RNA, 1842 nt
Organism: Corylus avellana
Lineage: Eukaryota; Viridiplantae; Streptophyta; Magnoliopsida; Fagales; Betulaceae
Source: RefSeq, a predicted model, not a curated record
AUGACGAGUGUUGCAAGAACGAGCGAGCCUUAUCGAGCAGUCGUGAAUGAGGACUGGAAAGCGAUGGAAAGAUACUUCAUGAAACAUAAUGAAGCCCUGUAUUUUCCCCUGACGGUCACCAAGGACAACGCGCUUCAUAUCACAGUGUACAGCGGAAACGUUGAAUUGCUCGAAAAAUUUCUCAGUGUUGAUGCAAUGGUGGAGUUGGAGCUGCAUGAGUUGCAGAAUGAAUAUGGAAACACACCACUUCAUGUGGCGGCUGCAGAAGGAAGUGUUAAAAUGGCAAGUCUCUUAAUUGAUAGAGACAGAAAGCUACUUGAAACUGUAAACAGGGGAGGUGAAACUCCUUUGUUUACUGCCGCUGCAUUUGGUAGGACAAAGAUGGUUGAGUUUUUAGCUCCUCAAGUUCAGGACUGGAGAGAGCACCGCAGGAGAAACGACAGCGUAUCCGUUCUUCAUGUAGCUGUCAUCGGCCAAAACUUUGAAUUGAGGGAUGAAAAUGGCAUGACAUGUCUUCAGCUGCUCGCUAACAUGACAUCUGCUUUCAAGAGUGGAUACCCCAUGAACAUAUUGGAGGAGCUACUCUAUCGCUGCCUUCCAGAUGACGACCAUGACACGCAUAAUUCUUCUAGUCGAAGACAAGAUCCAGAGAGUGGCUGCGACAGGAGUUCCCCUCCGGUUUCUGUAUUGCCAGCCAUUGGAAGACUUUGGGAAAAAAAAAAGCAGCACAAGGUAGUGAAAGAGCUUGCUACCAUUCUAGCUAAGAACGACGUUAGCUGGAUUGAUAUAACAAACGUUGGGGGAAAUCCUGAAACAAUCUAUCUGAUCCCCAACAUUAAUGUAACUAAAACAGGAACAGAUCAACAACAGAGCAAGACCUCAGAAAAGAUCUCAUCUCAUGAGACUCCACUAGUUUCAGCCGCAAAAAAUGGGAUCACUGAGAUUGUUGAGGUCAUUCUUAAACUGUAUCCUCAGGCAGUUGAGAACGUAAAUGCCGAGGGUGAGAACAUAUUUCAUGUUGCAGCAAGAUAUCGAAGGAAAGAAAUCUUGGAUCUUCUCCGACAUUCGGAUGUUCCGAGAUCGAGGCUGACAAGGAGGCUCAACCGCAAUGGUGACAGCAUUUUGCAUCAAGCAGCAUACUACAGUAGUAAGCGUCAGCUGAGGGACAGGCCAGGGGAAGCCCUUUUAAUGCAGUCAGAGAUACAAUGGUUUAAGCGAGUGCGGAAAAUGGUGCCUCCAUAUUUCAUCAACCACCGAAAUAAUAAUGAUCAAACUGCUGACGAAUUGUUCAGCGGCGAACAUAAGGAUCUGAUAAAUGAUGGCCGAAAAUGGAUAGAUCAAACAACAAAGGCAUGCACUAUAGUUGCUGUCCUAAUAGCCACCGUCGCUUUUACCUGUGCCUACACCAUUCCUGGGGGUCCCAACUCAAAAACUGGCCAUCCGUUGCUCCUCAACGCAACUUCAUUUCGGGUUUUCACAAUCUCAGACACGUUAUCGCUCUGUUUCUCCCUGACUUCUGUGGUAGUUUUCCUAUCCAUUAUGACAUCGAGAAUGGAUGAACAGGAUUUCAGAAGGUCUCUUCCAUUGAAGCUAGUGUUGGGUCUAACUACAUUGUUCUAUUCCGUGGCGUCUAUGAUGGUUGCUUUUUCUGCUACACUUGUGCUUAUGAUGCGGCAGAGGCUACAUUGGGCUGCAAUUCCAAUUUACUCAAUCGCCUGUUAUCCAGUCACUAUUUUUCUUAUACUUCAGUUCUCUCUGUAUGUCAACAUUGCUUGGUUUACCGCCAGUGAUCUGCUGCACAGUUUCCUUGAGUCUCUUCCUAAAAGGCCACGUACGAUUUAG